AUGUAUGAUCCCAAUGAUUAGAAAGAAAUUCUCUCUCAAAUUUUGGCUUAAGUUGAAGAUGUGGAUGAAAGAAUAUACUCUUUGAUACUUUAGAUGCACGGAAAACAGAAUAAUAAUAAUUGGAUGGGAUUUCUUUCAGAUAAUGAAAAUCUAAGACAUCUAGAAAAAGAGAUUUAACAAAAAGAGGAUUCAACUCAAGAAGAAAAAGAACAAAGGAUGGAUGUUAUGAGAAAUAACUUAAAACUAAUUCUUAAUGUCAUUGUAAAAAUUAAAGAUCAUGAUUUUAAUAAAUAAGACUAUUGUGAUUAAAGAUAUUUGGAACAGAGACAGAAUCUAAUAGAAAGAAUAAGAGAAUAAAAAGGGAUCAUCAGAUUUCUGAAAUUCUUAGUUCACCUCACAGCCUAUGAUGAAUACUUAAUAUAAUGUGGAACAAACUCACUAAAUUUAUUAGUGAGUAUGAAAGUCGACAUUAGAAGUUAAAAUUUUGAAAACAUCAGAAUUAAGAAUACUUCUUUAUUGGGAGCUAAUUUUGCUAGAUGCAAUUUAAGUGGAUCAUAACUUGAUAAUGUAGACAUAAAUGGAAUGAAUUUAAAUGGAGCUUUACUGCUUAAUUGUAGGUGGACCAACAUUAAAAAAGAAGGUGAGAUAUAUGAAUUAAAUGGCCAUACUAAUAUAGUAAAUUUUGUAUGCUUCUCUCCUGAUGGAAAUAUAUUAGCAUCUGGUAGCACAGAUGAGUCUAUCCGUUUAUGGGAUGUUAAGACAGGACAAUUAAAGAACAUAUUGGAUUGUAGUAGUGGAACAGUCAAGUCACUAUGCUUCUCUCCUGAUGGUACUACAUUAGCAUCUGGUAGUUAUGGAAGAAUUGGUUUAUGGGAUGUUAAGACAGGACAAUUAAAGAACGUUUUGGAUUGUCGUAGAGGAAUAGUCUUAUCAGUAUGGUUCUCUCCUGAUGGUACUACUUUAGCAUCUGGUAGUACUGAUAAGUCUAUCUGUUUAUGGGAUGUUUAGACAGGAUAAUAAAAGGCCAAAUUCAUAGUGGUUAUGUUUAUUCAUUAUGCUUCUCUCCUGAUGGUACUACAUUAGCAUCUGGUAGAGCUGAUAAGUCUAUCCGGUUAUGGAAUGUUAAAACAGGAUAAUUAAAGAACAAAUUGGAUGGUCAUAGGAAUUCAAUCAACUCAGUAUGCUUCUCACCUGACGAUGCUAUAUUAGCAUCUUGUAGUAGUGAUAACUCUAUCCGUUUAUGGAAUCUUGAGACAGGAUUAUAAAAGACCAAAUUUGAUGGUUAUCGUAGUUUCAUUCUAUCAGUAUGCUUCUCUCCUCAUGAUACUAGAUUUACAUCUGAUAGUAGUGAUAACUCUAUUUGUUUAUGGGAUGGAAAAUCAGGAAAAGAAAUUCAAUCUUAAGAUAAAAAUUAUAAAUAUUUUUGAUAAAAAUUAAAAUCAUUUUGGUUUUGGAAUUUAAUAAUAAAUAAUUUAUGGAUAAUCAAAUAAUUUAAUUUACUAAUAAUAAUCAAAUCCAAUUUAGAUAGAAUUUAAUAAUUAUUUGAAUUAACUCCAACUGAUUAAACCUUAUCAUAAAUAAAAAUUUACCAUGGAAUUAAAUUAAAUCAGAAUGAUAAAUUAUUGGUAAUAAAAAGUGAAUACUAAAUUGAUUUUAUAUCUCUUUUAAGGUAAAAAAUUUUGCUACAGCUAUAAGCUAUUUCUUUAGCAUCUCAAAUGA
Molecule: messenger RNA, 1719 nt
Organism: Paramecium pentaurelia
Lineage: Eukaryota; Ciliophora; Oligohymenophorea; Peniculida; Parameciidae
Source: the annotation of a GenBank genome assembly